Phyllopteryx taeniolatus (common seadragon) is the source of this 3676-nucleotide messenger RNA. It is a transcript of the gene mthfd1b, whose product is annotated as methylenetetrahydrofolate dehydrogenase (NADP+ dependent) 1b. The record is from RefSeq and is a predicted model, not a curated record. Bases 121 to 2925 code for a protein of 934 amino acids. The transcript is spliced from 27 exons. Gene Ontology annotation, molecular function: methenyltetrahydrofolate cyclohydrolase activity; ATP binding; methylenetetrahydrofolate dehydrogenase (NADP+) activity. Gene Ontology annotation, cellular component: cytosol. Lineage: Eukaryota; Metazoa; Chordata; Actinopteri; Syngnathiformes; Syngnathidae. Gene Ontology annotation, biological process: tetrahydrofolate interconversion.
GGUCUGAAGCAACGCUUUACGUCACUCUCUUCGCUUUACGUCUCAAAAGUUUUGGGCAUCUAUUUGGGAAGCAGCGUGUGUACGACGAACGGCAUUUAAACGCUCUGUCAACCCACCAAGAUGCCAGCACACGUCAUAAGUGGGAAGGAGGUUUCGGCGCAGGUGAGGGAGAACUUGAAGAAGGAUGUUGAGCAGAUGAAGCUUCAGGACCCCAACUUCCAACCUGGUCUUGUGAUUUUACAGGUUGGAGAUCGUGAUGAUUCCAAUCUCUAUAUUGGCAUGAAACUGAAAGCUGCAUCUGAGAUUGGAAUAAAUGCCACACACUUGAAACUUCCCCGCACUGCAACUGAGGAAGAGAUUCUUCACAGUAUCACAGAGGUGAAUGAGAAUUCUUCUGUCCACGGGCUCAUCGUCCAGUUGCCCUUAGACUCAGGCCACAAGAUCGACACAGAGAUGGUGACUAACGCUGUGGCACCAGAGAAGGAUGUAGAUGGGCUUACAAGCAUAAGUGCUGGAAAGCUGUCUCGUGGAGACCUGAAGGACUGCUUCAUCCCUUGCACUCCAAAUGGCUGUAUGGAACUGAUCAGACAGACUGGUGUGUCAGUGGCAGGGAAACGAGCCGUCGUGAUUGGUCGUAGCAAGAUUGUAGGCGCGCCAAUGCAUGACCUUCUGCUGUGGAACCACGCCACCGUCACCACAUGUCAUUCCAAAACUGUGGAAUUGGCUGAAGAGGUUGGCAAGGCAGACAUCCUCGUUGUUGGCAUUGGGAAAGCAGAGAUGGUGAAAGGAGAAUGGAUCAAGAAAGGAGCAGUAGUCAUAGAUUGUGGCAUCAAUCUCAUUCCAGAUGAGAGCAAACCCAGUGGCAAGCGGGUUGUGGGUGACGUACACUACAGCUCGGCCAAAGAGCAAGCAAGCUUCAUCACGCCAGUGCCUGGAGGUGUGGGACCCAUGACAGUGGCUAUGCUGAUGGCGAACACAGUGCUGAGUGCAAAGCGUUUCUUGGAGAGACAUCAACCAGGGAGGUGGAGUAUUUCUUAUACCAAACUCAAGCUCCAGAAACCCGUGCCAAGCGACAUUGUGAUUUCUCGCUCGUGUGUGCCAAAGCCUAUUGACCAUCUAGCAAGAGAAGUGGGUCUGCUCUCGGAUGAGGUCGACCUAUAUGGUAGAACCAAGGCCAAGGUGCAACUGAGAAUCAUCAAACGACUGCAGGCACAACCGAACGGCAAAUAUGUGGUGGUCACUGGUAUUACACCGACUCCAUUGGGGGAGGGAAAGAGCACCACCACCAUUGGUCUGGUCCAAGCACUUGGCGCCCACAUGAAGCUAAAUGUUUUUGCUAACGUCCGUCAGCCUUCGCAAGGACCCACGUUUGGCAUUAAAGGUGGUGCUGCAGGAGGGGGAUAUUCUCAAGUCAUACCAAUGGAAGAGUUCAACCUCCAUCUCACUGGGGACAUUCAUGCGAUCACAGCGUCCAACAACUUGGUGGCUGCUGCCAUUGAUGCCCGCAUGUUCCAUGAGGCCACGCAAAGUGACAAGGCUCUGUACAAUCGCUUGGUCCCCCUCAGUGGAGGACAGAGGAAGUUCUCCGCGGUCCAGAUCAACAGACUAAAGAAACUAGGCAUCGACAAAAAGGAUCCCACCACUCUGACUGAGGAUGAGAUCACCCGCUUUGCCCGUUUGGACAUUGACCCUAGCUCAGUGACAUGGCAGCGAGUACUAGAUACCAAUGAUCGAUUCCUCCGGAAGAUCACAAUUGGACAGUCGCCGACUGAAAAGGGCUAUACAAGAGAGGCCCAGUUUGACAUCACAGUGGCCAGUGAAAUCAUGGCAGUGCUCGCCCUCACCAGCAGCCUGGAGGACAUGCGUGAGCGGCUAGCCAAAAUGGUGGUGGCCACCAGCCGUGGUGGACAGCCCAUCACCACCGAAGACCUGGGUGUGUGUGGUGCCUUAACUGUGCUAAUGAAAGAUGCCAUCAAGCCAAAUCUCAUGCAGACUUUGGAGGGAACCCCUGUGUUUGUCCACGCGGGCCCUUUUGCCAACAUCGCCCACGGCAACUCCUCCAUCUUGGCUGAUAAAAUUGCUUUGAAACUGGUUGGACCAGAGGGCUUUGUUGUAACAGAGGCUGGCUUUGGUGCUGACAUUGGGAUGGAGAAGUUCUUCAACAUCAAGUGUCGAUACUCCGGCCUGAGACCCCAUGUGGUGGUUUUGGUGGCCACUGUCCGAGCCCUCAAGAUGCACGGCGGAGGUCCGACGGUUACUGCCGGGAUGCCGCUACCAAAGGAAUAUAUUGAGGAGAACCUUGAGCUGCUGGAGAAAGGCUGCAGCAACAUGCGAAAACAGAUCGAGAAUGCCAAACACUUUGGUGUGCCUGUGGUGGUGGCUGUCAAUGCUUUCAAGACUGACACGGAUCCGGAGCUGGACCUGGUCUGCAACAUGGCCAGAGGUGCUGGGGCCUUUGACGCCGUGCGUUGCAACCACUGGGCUGAGGGUGGAGCGGGUGCACUCGCUCUGGGGAAGGCUGUCCAGAAGGCCUCGGAGGCCCCGAGCAGCUUCAAGUUCCUCUACGACUUGGAGCUUCCUAUUGCUGAAAAGAUCCGAAUAGUCGCCCAGAAGAUCUACGGAGCAGAUGAUAUUGAACUUCUCCCAGAGGCCCAGCACAAAGUGGAGCGCUACACCAAACAGGGUUUUGGCAACCUCCCAGUCUGCAUGGCAAAGACUCACCUGUCGCUGUCCCACGAGGCAGACAAGAAGGGUGUGCCCACAGGUUUCAUUGUGCCAAUCAGAGAUAUUCGAGCAAGUGUAGGCGCAGGCUUCCUGUUCCCGCUUGUUGGCACGAUGCCCACAAUCCCUGGCCUGCCCACCAGGCCGUGUUUCUAUGACAUUGACUUAGAUCCUGAGACUGAACAGGUCAACGGACUCUUCUGAGCUUUUUUACUGGAUGCUGGUAAGAAAAUGUCCCGCAGAUAUUAAUCAUACAGCACUGUGCAAAGUUCUUCGGCCACCACCAGUUUUGUUGUUGUUUUACUGACCUUUUUUCGCAGCAGUGUUUUGAUAGCAAAACAGUAAGUACCCCCCCGGAAUCAUAAAGGCACCGCUCAUCUAGGACCAGCAAGUAACCUGAUAACAGCUGGACAAACACAAAAAAAAUCUCCACGAUUGUUUUCACUUUUGUUAACUCCAGCCUUGGCCGAUGUCUUGUCUGUGCUCUACUGACUGACAUUCUAGAUAUUACUCUCUGUAUGUUAAUUAUAGCAUUGCUUGGACUGAGACUUAUGCACAGUACUGCAUUUAGGACUUGUAAGCAAUGUGAUGAAUGACCUGAUCUUUUCUUUUUUUUCUUCUCCUCAGUUCACCAAAGUGGUGCACUGCUAACGCAUACUAUACCUUUGCCUGGCUACUGAACCUUUACGUACUUUGAAAUUGGUAAUAAACCAUUUUUUAAAUAAACUCCCUCAGGUUAUCAUAUUAGUGAUAAAUACUGUCUCCUUCUCUAUAAUAGAAACAGUUCUUGGAUACCCUCACUUUUUGGAAAAACAUUCCAUCGCAUUUCAAGGAGAAAAAAAAGAAUGCCUAUAUUUUUUAAUUGCCCUGAUUAAGUAUUUCUAAGAUUGUAUCGCAGUGCCCAAACUGAUGAAUCAGACAAUUCUGCACUAAUAAACCAUUUUUAUCAAAAAUA